AAUUCUGGCCUCAAAUCCGCCAACGGGACGCACGAUUCCCCAAGCGUAAAACCACGGUAGUAGCGUCGCUGCUGUGAGUCUGAGCCUUAGGUUUUAGGGUUAGGGUUUUUCCUUUCCGCUCUCCUCCGGCUAUGGAUCCCACCUCGAAGAAACGCAAGUCCGACGAGAACGGCGCCGUCGUGGCCUCUCCGGCCCUGCUGACGCCCGAGGAUGCCCGCAAGAUCGUGGAGCCCUUCACACGCGAGCAUCUCCUUGACAUCGUCCGGGAGGCCAUGUGCCGCGACGCCGGCGUCCUUGACGCCGUCCGAGCCAUUGCCGACCGUGACCCGGCCCAGCGCAAACUUUUCAUCCGUGGCCUCGGCUGGGAGACCACCACCGAGUCUCUCCGCAACCUCUUCUCCUCGUACGGUGAGCUCGAGGAGGCUGUCGUCAUCGUUGACAAGGCUACGGGCAAGAGCAAGGGCUACGGUUUUAUCACCUUCCGCCACAUCGAUGGCGCUCUGCUUGCCCUCAAGGAGCCGUCCAAGAAGAUCGACGGCCGCAUGACCGUCACGCAGCUCGCCGCCGCCGGCACCACCGCCGCCGCUCCUCCCGCCAUCGACGUCUCGCUGCGCAAGAUCUAUGUCGGAAACGUCCCCGCUGACAUGCCCUCCGACCGCCUCCUCGCCCACUUCUCCUCCUACGGGGAGAUUGAGGAGGGGCCGCUGGGGUUCGACAAGCAGACGGGAAAGUUCCGGGGGUUUGCGCUCUUCGUCUACAAGACAGCCGAGGGAGCUGGGGCAUCGCUAGUCGACCCCACCAAGAACAUCGAUGGGCAUCAUCUGGUGUGCAAACUUGCGAUUGACGGGAAGAAGGUAAAGCCAGGGGCUCCAGCCGCGGGUGCUGCUGCUCCGGUGGGUGGAGUCCAGGGCCAGCGGAUGGGAGGCGGGGCUGAUAUCGGGGGGGAUGGGCUCGGAAUGGGUCACCAGUCCUCUUUGCCAGGUUCUUUCGGGGGUUACUCUGGCGGUGGGAUACCAGGUGCUGCUGGUCUGGGUCAACAUCAUCACCCAUCGUCAAUUGGUGCGGGCACUCCCGGUCUGUCAUCGGUUGGAAGCCAGGUGCCUGGAGCUGGAGGCUAUGGAGGAGGCCUUGGAGGACCUUAUGGGGCUUCCUCGCAGUAUGAUGGUCCUGGCUAUGGUGGUUUUGGCGGAGGAUCAUCUUUGUAUCGCAUGCCACCAAGCUCUGUUGGGAUGCCCUCUGGUGGUUAUCCUGAGAGCGGGCAUUACCCGCUGUCAUCAUCUGCUUACCAGAGCCAGCACCGUCCACCGACUGGUUCAUCUCCUGGAGCUAGAGUUCCAAGUGGAGGAGGGCUUUAUCAGAACCCUUUCUACUAGGGUGUAUGACAACUCUUGGGAGCAAAUUCUUUGACUGGUUGUGCUGAAUGCAGACUUGUUAUCUACUUUUUUGAUGAAUGGCUUGCAAAUUUACUGGAUACUUCUCUGCUUCUCUGCUCUGCUAUGCAGUUUGCUCUGAGUGUUAGCUGCUGGGAAUUAUUAAGAGUAGUGUAGAACUUCUGAAAUUGUGAAAAAGCUCCAUAACUGCAAGACCUGUACUUUUGUGUCUGCAAUUAUAUUGAAGUUUUCUCCAUGACAAAUUUAAAAAUGCACUUGUUUGUUACUUAUGCUUUGUAUUUUGUUGUGAAGUGAUCUUUUCCUUGCUUUUCUUUAUAAAUACUGGAUGGCCUUGUUGCGAGUCCUGA
Messenger RNA from Elaeis guineensis (African oil palm), 1738 nucleotides. RefSeq names its product UBP1-associated protein 2C. The record is from RefSeq and is a predicted model, not a curated record. Gene Ontology annotation, molecular function: RNA binding. Gene Ontology annotation, cellular component: nucleus. NCBI's taxonomy places the organism in Eukaryota, Viridiplantae, Streptophyta, Magnoliopsida, Arecales, Arecaceae.